Molecule: messenger RNA, 3333 nt
Organism: Clupea harengus (Atlantic herring)
Lineage: Eukaryota; Metazoa; Chordata; Actinopteri; Clupeiformes; Clupeidae
Gene: mccc1
Product: methylcrotonyl-CoA carboxylase subunit
Cellular component (GO): mitochondrion
Molecular function (GO): methylcrotonoyl-CoA carboxylase activity; metal ion binding; ATP binding
Source: RefSeq, a predicted model, not a curated record
GAUGGAACUACGGGUAGGCAGAAGGGACAAACAACUUUAAAUGUACAACUUCACUAGAAAAUUGUGUUUUAUUCUAUCAACAACGUUGCAAAUCUUUUUAUCUUUGGAGACUUUUCCAAUGGAAUAAUCUCAGUUAGUGUUAAUGGUUUAAAUCCUUCAUUCUUGCUGCUCAAAUUUAGUCAUUUUGAUUUGCAUCAUUAGCUUGACAGUGAACAUGGCUGCUGUCUUGUUGAAAGUACAUCCUCACAAGGGUCUGAGAGUGUUCUCACAUGCGUUGCUAUGGACCUCAGGAUCGGUGCGUUGUGCAUCAGUGGCGAGGAUAGAGAAAGUCCUCAUAGCCAACAGAGGAGAGAUAGCCUGUCGGGUGAUGCGGACUGCACGGAAGAUGGGUGUCCGCUCUGUGGCGGUGUACAGUGAUGCUGAUAGACAUUCUAUGCAUGUGGCCAUGGCAGAUGAAGCUCAUUACAUUGGUCCAGCACCCUCCCAACAGAGUUACUUGAGCAGUGAGAAAGUUCUGGAGGUGGCUAAAAGAUCUGGUGCACAGGCUGUCCAUCCUGGUUAUGGUUUCCUAUCCGAGAACACAGAGUUUGCUGAGCAGUGCAAACAGGAGGGCAUCAUCUUCAUAGGCCCUCCCUCAUCAGCCAUUCGAGACAUGGGAAUCAAAAGCACAUCCAAGUACAUCAUGUCGGCUGCAGGGGUGCCCAUCAUCGGGGGUUACCAUGGAGAGGACCAAUCAGACGAGACGCUUCAGGCGGAAGCUGCGAAGAUUGGCUAUCCAGUAAUGAUCAAGGCAGUGCGUGGGGGUGGUGGAAAGGGAAUGCGAAUCGCUCCGACUGAGGCUGACUUCCAUGAACAGCUGGAAUCUGCACGCAGGGAGGCCCGCAAGUCCUUCAAUGAUGAUGUCAUGCUUAUAGAAAAAUUUGUAAAGAACCCCAGGCAUGUGGAGGUGCAGGUGUUUGGGGACCAGCAUGGCAAUGCCGUGUAUCUCUUUGAGAGAGACUGCAGCGUCCAGAGGAGGCAUCAGAAGAUCAUAGAGGAGGCGCCCGGGCCUGACAUAAGCCCUGAGGUGAGAAAGAAACUGGGCGAGGCGGCAGUGCGUGCAGCCAAGGCCGUCAAUUAUGUGGGAGCAGGCACUGUGGAGUUCAUCAUGGAUGCCCAGCACAACUUUUUCUUCAUGGAGAUGAACACCCGUCUCCAGGUGGAGCACCCUGUGUCUGAGAUGAUCACCGGAACAGACCUGGUGGAGUGGCAGUUAAGGGUUGCAGCAGGGGAGAAGCUGCCUCUGACUCAGGAGGAGAUCGUUCUGAACGGUCACUCGUUUGAGGCGCGCAUCUACGCCGAGGACCCCAACAACGACUUCCUGCCCGGGGCGGGCCCUCUGCUGCACCUGUCCACCCCGCAGGGCGAUGAAGUCACCCGCAUCGAGACCGGCGUUCGAGAAGGCGACGAGGUGUCCGUGCACUACGACCCCAUGAUUGCCAAGCUGGUGGUGUGGGGAGAGGAUCGAGCCGCCGCGCUGAAGAAGCUCCGAUACUGCCUGCGCCAGUACAACAUCGUGGGUCUGAACACAAACAUAGACUUCCUCCUGAGUCUGUCGGGUCACCCAGAGUUUGAGGCGGGGAACGUUCACACCGAAUUCAUCCCUCAGUACUACGAGCAGCUCUUCCCCGCCCCAAAGGCCCCCUCCAAGGAGGUGCUGUGCCAGGCAGCGCUGGGCCUGCUGCUCAGAGAGAGGACGCACACACAGGAGUUUAACAGCAGCUCUAAUGACCCUUUCUCUCCGUUUGGCUUCAGCAGUGGCCGUCGUCUGAAUGUGCUGUUCAACAGAACCAUGACCCUUCAGCUGGGAGAAAGCAAGGUGCAGCUGCUGGUCACAUAUAACGCAGAUGGAACAUACAGCAUGAAGACUGGAGGCGAGGUGUUCCAUGUGUCAGGGGAGCUGCAGAAGGAGGGCGACGCCACGUACCUGAGAUGCUCGGUCAGCGGCACCAUGUCCCGGCCCAAACUGGUCAUCCUGGACAACACCGUGCACCUCUUCUCCAUGGAGGGCAGCGCUGAGGUGUCUGUGCCCGUGCCCAAGCACCUGGCGGGCAUCAGCGUGUCUGGGUCUCAGGCUGGUGCAGUGGCACCCAUGACGGGCACCAUUGAGAAGGUACUGGUGAAAGCAGGCGAUUCAGUAAAGAAGGGAGAUCCUUUAAUGGUGAUGCUUGCCAUGAAGAUGGAGCACACCAUCCGUGCUCCUAAGGCAGGAGUCAUCAAGAAGGUGUUCUUCAAGGAGGGCUCUCAGGCCAACCGGCACGCUGCUUUAGUGGAGCUGGAGGAGGAGGCAGAGGCCGAGGUGGAGGCGGAGGCCAGCGCAUAAGAUCUUGCCUGAGUCUGAGCGACUGAGGAGGGAGAUGGUACUGUAGAUGUCAUAGGAGAUAUAUUAUAGGAGGGAGAGACUGGCGGGUGUUAAUAGCUGUAGUUACUAUUAUGUGAGGAGUCAGUCAGUCAGCACUACAUAUUGUGGUUUGGAUCACGCUGUACAGUUGCCUUGAAGAUUCCGAACUAUUGCCUUUCCCCUUUUGGGGACAGAUGGAAAAAAAGACUGUAAAUUAUAUUAAAGUGUUUGUAUGUUUUCUAAUCUCAGCUUGUCUUUUUAAAAACAUAUGGUGAGCUUUUGGGUCCUCUUGACUUUGCUUUUGUGUGUUUAGUGUGUCAUCUCACUAGUGUGGGCCUUUCGUCCUUUUCUCUCUGUUCUUCUGUGCUCUUCCUGUUUUUGUUUUUGUUUGCCUCUCGGCCUUUUUCCUUUUUUUUCUUCAGCCCUCUGUGAAGCCUGUGUGGUUCCUCCCAAAAAAAAAAAAAAAAGAAUCUUUUGACUAACCGCCAGGCGGAUCUUCUUUCGGCUCAUAUAUUGUGAUCAGUGUUGGCUGGUAAGACGUGUGCCCCUCUGAAAUGUUUCCAGCGGAGGCCUUUUUCAGGCUGCCUGGCUGCGUGGAUGAGGCCCUCUGUCACGAGCAGCUUCUUGUAAAGAUCAAGUUUCCCCCUCUAAGCCCAGAGGUAAUGUAGCAUUCUGAAUGUUCCAUUAAGCGUGAUCAAAAGCUUCAUCAUGUGAACACAAGCAGGCCUAACCUGUGGGUUUUAUAGGUCAUUUUUUUGGGCAAAUGUUUGAUGAUGAUGAUGAUGAUGAUGAUCAAAUGGCUGUGGAUGAGAAGUUGGGACGGUGUGCAGCUGAGGCCCUCCUGUGUUCCUGGAGUGAUGAAAAGGGUGCCUUGAUGUUGACAUACAACACCAUCUCAAUAUUUUUGCCUCAAAUCAUGGUCACUGAAAUAAACAUUUUCUAUGCAGAUGUCA